Molecule: messenger RNA, 1492 nt
Organism: Drosophila grimshawi
Lineage: Eukaryota; Metazoa; Arthropoda; Insecta; Diptera; Drosophilidae
Gene: Rnf11
Product: RING finger protein 11
Exons: 3
Coding region: 409-864 (151 amino acids)
Source: RefSeq, a predicted model, not a curated record
CAUACUGGUUCAGUUGUUGAUUUGUUCGUGUGCGGACGAGCUAGUCAGUCGUUCACUUACACAUUGUAUAUAAAUAAUUGUAUAUUGUUUUUUAAUAUGUAAAGGCAAUCAUUUUUAUCUAUUCAUAUUCUAAUAUUAAAAAUAAUACAUUUAUAUGAAGAAUAAUAUAUAAUACAAGCAAUUUGCUGACUCUUCACCGACUCACAAAUUGCCAUCUCUAAUGGAACAAUCCAAUUACCAAACUAUCGUUGCACAACGAUAGUUAUUAGCGCAGCAAAUAUGCACAGCUUUUAUCGCUGUUGCAAUCGAUGUUUUACAAUCUUUAUUGGCAUUAAAUAAAAAAGUAAAUCAAAGUAAGAGGUCAAUUGUUAGUUACAAUUACAAAAGCCAACUGUCAGUGCAUAUAAAAUGGGUAAUUGCUUGAAAAUGAGCAGUCCAGAUGACAUUUCACUUUUGCGAGGCAGCGAUAGCAUCAUUAGUGCACAGGACAAUGGACCAAUGCCAAUUUAUCAGCAGGAGCCGAUGCCACAGCUGUUCUAUCAAACGGUCAGUGGCAAUACAUCUGGCAACGCUGUCGCCGCUGCCACUCACAUGUCCGAAGAGGAUCAGAUAAAAAUAGCAAAGCGCAUUGGAUUAGUUCAACAUUUGCCGAUUGGCACGUAUGACAGCAACUCAAAGAAAGCAGCACGCGAAUGCGUCAUUUGUAUGGUGGAAUUUAGCAACGAGGAAGCCGUUCGCUAUUUGCCCUGCAUGCACAUUUAUCAUGUGAACUGCAUCGACGAUUGGCUAAUGCGUAGUUUAACCUGCCCCAGUUGCUUGGAACCGGUGGAUGCGGCUCUACUCACUAGCUAUGAGACAACAUAGCGUAUAUAAAAUAUGACUUUUAUUGCGUUUGCGCGCGUGAGCUUUUAUUAUUAUUAUGAAUAUUAUUCAAAAAUCAUUGGCGAGCGUCAGUUUUAAAUACGUCACAACACGAACGGAAGAGAAUGGGAGAGCGAACGCAUAAACAGCGAGUGAGCAGAGUAAUCGCGUGAGCAGCGAGGGAACUUGUGAGCAGCGAGGCAGCAGAGUGAACGCUUGAGCAAGCAAACGAACUCGCUCGCAAGCGAACGCAUGAGCAAAGCACUCAAAGGAAACGCAAAAGAAAAGAAAAUAACACAAAACUUCAGAAAGCAAACGAAAAUGAAAAGGAAAUCAAAAACAAAGCAAUUCAGCUGAGAUCAGGACAUACAUUGUUUUUGGGGUUUAUUAUACAUAUACCACAUAACACACACAUACACACACAAGUAGAAAUACUAUUUGACAUUGUUGUAAACAGUGUAAAAAACAUUACGUUCUAAUUUUUAUUUGUUCGUUUUUAGUUGUUCAAUUGACUUAACGAAAUAAAAUACAUGUAAUUAAAUUAUGUAUCAAUAAAAAAUAACUCGAUCGGUGUACAUAUAAAAUAUUUAAAUAUCUGAUAAACGUUAUUUAAAGCAAAAUCCUUAAAAAA